AAAGACCGAAUAGAGUGGGAUAUAUUAGAAGGUCUACGAGAUGGACAGAAAUGUGAAGACAAACCUGAUAAACACCAAGGUUUCUUGAUGAAACGAAGAAAAUGGCCUUUAAAGGGAUGGCACAAGAGAUUUUUUAUGUUAGAAAAGGGAAUACUGAGCUAUGCCAAAAGUCCCAAUGAUAUAUUAAAAGGCAAGUUACAUGGUGUAAUAGAUAUAGGAUUAGCUGUUAUAACAUAUAAACGUAAACGACUUAGACUAGAUAUAGAUGCUGAGGAACAGGUUUAUCAUAUCAAGGUUAAAGAUAACAGAGGAUUUGAUGAAUGGCUAGUCAGACUACGACACCAUAGACUCUACAGACAACAUGAAAUAGCAUAUGGUACUAAAGAGACACCUCGAUUGACAGAGAUUACCUCCCCUACUGAAGAUACAGUCAUUAGUCCUCUAGCUUCUGCCAAUUUUGCUGAGAAGAGUCGUAGUUUAAGUUUAAAGAAAGAAAUAAUACGACAAUCUAGUUUUAAAACUUCAGUUGGUCAGACUCGUGUAGCAGCCUGGGUUUUAGAUACAGCUGGCUUUGAAAAGUGCAAUAAAGGUUUAGCAGAAGCCCAGUCAACUCUGUAUGAACUAAGAGAUCUAUUAGAAGAACUGCAGAAUUUGCCGUUGUCUGGUGACACUAAUAUAGAGAAUAAUGCCACGCCCACGUUAAAUUUAAUAGUACCAGAACGGAUGCAGACCAGUACCUCCAACCCUAAUCUCUUGUCUUCAAAUAAUGAACGUCUUCGACCUGUCAGUAUGCCAGAAACUAAUCUUCUCCCUUCACAUCAACUCAGAAUACAAGAAAUUAAAUUACGCGAAACUUUUAUCAACAAGGCUGAUAGAGUUCAUGGUAAUUUAAAAAAUUUAAUACAUCUGAUGGGAACAGAAAGAGAGAGAUUAAAGAGCACUAUAGAAGCAGAUGCUGGUAAUUCUUCAAUGACAGCUAAUACACCUGGUAACUCCAACCAAACAGCUGCUAUGUUACGUCAACGACUAGCUGAGAGUAAUCAACAGAAUGCUGAAUUACGAGCUAGACUGAUUCGUAUUGGUGCUGAAUGUAAUAUAAAUAAUAUUAUUGGACCACCACCUCUCUCACCACUGCCUUCACCACCAGUUGUUCAUGUAAGUUUCUUUCUGAACUUGAUACUGUACUGUGCUUUAUCAUCAUCUAUGUCGGCUGAGAGUUUCUCUAUGUCAGAAUAUUAUGAUGCAGAAGAAAAUGUAGAAGCUAUGAGUGAGAGUUCGUCUGAAGCAUCUGAUGAAGAAGAUAUUUCCAGUGAAGUGUCAGAAGAAGGCAAUGAUACAGGCAUUACUAGUGGUACGUCUUUCAAAAAAUUUAUGUCAGAAGAUGUGAUGUUAAGUUCAACGUUUCCUACUGGUAGAAGAUCCAAGUUACCAGUACCCAAACCUGAUUCUGGUGAUAUCAGUCUAUGGAAUUUAUUAUAUAAAAAUAUUGGUAAAGACCUGACGAAAAUAUCUAUGCCAGUUACAUUAAAUGAACCACUGAGCUCCCUACAGAGACUAUGUGAAGAAUUAGAGUAUAGUGAUUUAUUAGAUAAAGCUUCAGAAUAUGAUGAUCCUUAUGAGAGAAUGAUAUACGUAGCUGCGUUUGCAGUGAGUUCUUAUGCAAGUUCUUUUUAUCGUGCUGGUCACAAACCUUUCAACCCCCUACUGGGUGAAACGUAUGAGUGUAUCAGAGAAGAUAAAGGCUGGAGAUUUAUAGCUGAACAGGUCAGUCAUCAUCCACCUAUAUCAGCUUGCUAUGCAGAUUCCAGAAAUUUUAUCUUGAGCCAAGAUAUGAGAGUAAAAACAAAGUUUUGGGGAAAAUCUAUGGAAAUACAACCACUGGGAACAGUUAGUCUAAUCUUGCCUAAAUAUAAUGAUUAUUAUCAGUGGAAUAAAGUGACAACCUGUGUACAUAAUUUAUUGGGUGGUCAACGAUGGGUAGACCAAUAUGGUGAAAUGAAAAUUACUAAUGGUGAUGUAGUUUGUAAAUUAACUUUUACCAAGGCUAGUCAUUGGUCAUCUAAGAAACAUGAAGUAUUUGGUACAAUCAGUACAGGAGAUGGUAAAGUGGUUCACAAUAUAUUUGGUAAAUGGAAUGAAGGAUUAUUUUGUGGUCAUGGAUCUUCUGCUACAUGUAUCUGGAGACCAGGUUGUAUGCCCGAAGAUUAUGAGUUAUAUUAUGGUUUUUCAAGAUUUGCUAUUGAACUAAAUGAAAUAGAUCCAGAUCAAUCCAGAUUUUUACCUCCAACAGAUUCCAGAUUUAGACCAGAUCAGAGAAUGUUAGAAGAGGGAAGAAUACAGGAAUCUGAGAGUGAGAAGUCUAGAAUAGAACAGUCACAGAGAGAAAGAAGAAAACGUGAUGAAAAAGAACAUUUACCAUUGUGGUUUAGAAAACGUGGUAAUGGUGAUAAUUUUGAGUUUAACAGAAAAUACUGGGAAACAAGGAAAGAUCCUGGAUUUAAAAAUAUGUCAUUUGUGAAACUAUGGUGA
Molecule: messenger RNA, 2529 nt
Organism: Lottia gigantea (owl limpet)
Lineage: Eukaryota; Metazoa; Mollusca; Gastropoda; Lottiidae
Exons: 20
Cellular component (GO): cytosol; intracellular membrane-bounded organelle; perinuclear endoplasmic reticulum
Molecular function (GO): cholesterol binding
Source: RefSeq, a predicted model, not a curated record